GUAACACCUGUCACACAACAUCAGUUUGCCUGGAGCGUGCCUCUCUUCUCUUCCUAUAAAUACAGACCCAACACACACCUGAACACACAUCGCCCAUUUCCACACCAGAAUAACAAUCUCACCACAUUCUCCAACACCAUGUGUGACACAGAAAAAGAGAAGAAGGAGAAGAAGGAGAAGAAGGAGAAGAAGGAGGAUGAACACAAGGAGGACUCCGAAAGCUCUGGAUCAGAGUCCGGAUCAGGCGAGGAGGGAGAGAAGGGGAAGGGAAAGGGAAAGAAACAUGGGAAAAAAGGCAAAGGACAUGGACACGGUCAUGAACAUGGACAUGGACAUGGUAAAGGCAAGCACGGAAAAUGUGAUGACUAAAGAAGUGCUCCACAUCUUCUCCCUGAUACUGUAGUAAAUACUAAUGUCAAUAAAUGAGUCAACAAAUUA
Molecule: messenger RNA, 438 nt
Organism: Periophthalmus magnuspinnatus
Lineage: Eukaryota; Metazoa; Chordata; Actinopteri; Gobiiformes; Gobiidae
Product: hssA/B-like protein 34
Exons: 5
Coding region: 139-369 (76 amino acids)
Source: RefSeq, a predicted model, not a curated record